UUACUGUUUGCGCCGGCCGAGUGAGGCCGCCUUCGGAGCAAGAUUGCUGUACACCCCAAAUACAUACGUAGAAAGAGAGCUCGGUAGAGAUCAACAUUGCGAUCUCGUUUGAGAUUCAAACGCUGUGCGAUUGAUCAGAGGCCAACAACCAAAGCGAACACUUGCAGUUGUUGAUUAGAGGCAGUGUCUUGGGGCGCAGAAUAUAAGAAAUCGAAAACAGAAAACAAACAAAGCCCAAAAGUGACACAGAGUCCGAGCGAGAAGCAAAUAACCUGUUUCAAAAUUGUCUAAAAUUGAGAUCGCUUCGAAAUGUCCACAGUGCCGGAGACAUCUUUCGCUGACCUGAGUUUGGCAGAUAAGACUGCGGUUAAGAAGUCGAGCAUUAUAGCUCGUCGUUUUUCCGAUGUGUCCACCUGCUCGUAUAGCUCCACUUGUUUCACGGGGAGUUCAGAUGAGGAUGAAGUCUCACCCAAGGACAACAGGCAGAGCAACUCGAGCGGCAGCACCGAUUUUUGUAUAAAGAAUAUUAGCAAGAGUGCGUUUGGACGCAGAGAGAUCGAUAUUGCAGAGUCGGAAAUGCCUGGAAUAAUGAGCCUACGGAAGCGGGCAUCCGAGGAGAAGCCCUUGAAGAAUGCCAAUAUUGUCGGCUGCACGCACGUGAAUGCGCAGUCUGCUGUGCUCAUUGAGACUCUGGUCCACCUGGGUGCCUCGGUCCGCUGGGCGGCCUGCAAUAUUUACUCGACACAGAACGCGGUGGCUGCGGCGUUAGCUGAGGCAGGCGUGCCGAUCUUCGCAUGGCGCGGCGAGACCGAGGAAGACUUUUGGUGGUGCCUGGACAGGUGUAUCCACAAGGAGGGCUGGCAGCCGAAUAUGAUCCUGGAUGAUGGCGGGGAUGCCACGCACUUGAUGCUCAAGAAGUAUCCGGAUUAUUUCAAGUCGAUUAAGGGCAUUGUGGAGGAGAGCGUGACGGGUGUCCAUCGGCUGUACAUGCUAUCAAAGGCCGGAAAACUGACCGUCCCGGCAAUCAACGUCAACGACUCGGUGACGAAGAACAAGUUUGACACCUUCUACACUUGCCGCGAUUCCAUUCUCGACAGUCUAAAGCGCACCACGGAUAUAAUGUUUGGCGGCAAGCAGGUCGUUAUCUGCGGCUACGGGGAUGUUGGCAAGGGCUGUGCCCAGUCACUGAAAGGCCAAGGAUGCAUUGUCUAUAUCACCGAGGUUGAUCCGAUAUGCGCACUUCAGGCGGCUAUGGACGGGUUCAGGGUGAUGCGCCUCAGCGAAGUCAUUCGGGACGUAGAUGUGGUCAUCACGGCCACGGGAAAUAAGAACGUCAUAACCCGGGAUCACAUGAAUCGGAUGAAGAACGGAUGCAUUCUCUGCAACAUGGGUCAUUCCAGUUCCGAGAUCGAUGUGAGCAGCUUACAUACACCUGAACUGAUUUGGGAACGAGUGCGCUCGCAAGUGGACCAUAUCAUUUGGCCAGACAAAAGAAUGAUUAUCCUGCUGGCCGAGGGACGACUUGUUAACCUCUCCUGCUCGACCAUUUCGUCGUUUGUUGUGUCCGUGGCUUCCUCCACCCAGGCUCUUGCCCUCAUCGAACUGUACUCUUCGCCUGGAAGAUACAAGUCGGACGUUUACUUGCUGCCAAAGAAAAUGGAUGAGUACGUAGCCAGUCUGCACCUGCCCACUUUUGAAGUGCACCUGACGGAGCUGACGGAUGAGCAAGCCAAGUUCAUGGGCUUAAACAAGGCCGGACCUUUCAAAGCUAACUACUACAGAUAUUGAUCACUUUACUCGCAUAGUUAUUCAUUAUAGUUAUUAUUCUCCAGUAUUUUGAUGUUAUUAAAGAAAGAAGAGGCAAAGGUUUUGUUAAA
Drosophila guanche is the source of this 1877-nucleotide messenger RNA. RefSeq names its product adenosylhomocysteinase-like 2 (gene AhcyL2). Gene Ontology annotation, cellular component: cytosol. The coding region runs from base 310 to 1788 and encodes 492 amino acids. NCBI's taxonomy places the organism in Eukaryota, Metazoa, Arthropoda, Insecta, Diptera, Drosophilidae. The record is from RefSeq and is a predicted model, not a curated record. Gene Ontology annotation, biological process: L-methionine cycle. The transcript is spliced from 8 exons.